AUGGAAAUUUUGCUCCAAUGUCUUAACUGGGUGACGACGAGCAUUAGUGUGCGCUUGUCGAAGUGGGUUAUUGGUCAGCUCUUAUACUUUCGCCGUGCCCAGGCUGCCGUCACAAAUAUCCUUAACUAUGAGAUCAAUGCUGCGAGCGCCCUCGUUGACGCUUUCGGGCUCGAUAAACCUGGACUCCUAACUACUUCUGAUAUCGCUUUAACAGAUGUGCUAUACUUGGAUGCGUUCAUUGCCGAGAUCCUAGGAGUCAACAUCCCGGCUGGGACCCCCGUUCUCCUAGUUACGGAUCAGUUUGUGCCGGAAAGAUGGAUGCGCUCCGAUGGCACAUUUAACGCUAUUGCGGGCCCAUCCUUGCCGUUCUCGACUGGUGCGAGAGGUUGUUUCGGAAGGAAAAUUGCGUUAUUGGAAAUGAAGUUUAUGAUAAGCAUGCUUCUUCUCAGCUUCGAGUUCCCUGAGCUUGAGAGUCGCCUGAGCACAUAUGGGUCGACAGAUGCCCAGAUCAGACGACCUACUCAUGAAGCUGCUAUCUUCGAUAAAAACUUCGGUCGGGGCUUUUGUCUCUUGCUCUACUGA
Molecule: messenger RNA, 582 nt
Organism: Colletotrichum lupini
Lineage: Eukaryota; Fungi; Ascomycota; Sordariomycetes; Glomerellales; Glomerellaceae
Product: cytochrome P450
Exons: 5
Coding region: 1-582 (193 amino acids)
Molecular function (GO): oxidoreductase activity, acting on paired donors, with incorporation or reduction of molecular oxygen; heme binding; monooxygenase activity
Source: RefSeq, a predicted model, not a curated record